Helicoverpa zea (corn earworm) is the source of this 2688-nucleotide messenger RNA. It is a transcript of the gene ERp44, whose product is annotated as endoplasmic reticulum resident protein 44. Lineage: Eukaryota; Metazoa; Arthropoda; Insecta; Lepidoptera; Noctuidae. The transcript is spliced from 7 exons. The record is from RefSeq and is a predicted model, not a curated record. Bases 124 to 1347 code for a protein of 407 amino acids.
AGCGAACUGCCACUGCCACUGCCGAUUUCCAUCCAACUGCCAAGUGCCAGCGAACACCAUUCAGCGGUAGCGGCAGUAAUAAUUUCACUUCAACUGAAAAAGUGACUUAUUUCGCCUUUAACAAUGAACUGGAAUGCAUUUAACUUGUAUAAUUACAAAACGUUGGCUUGUGUCCUUUUCCUGAUAUGCCAUAGUUUUUACAACCCUACCGAUAGCGGUGCUGUGCAAAUUACACAAAGUAAUUUGGAUAUGGUGUUAGCUUCCAAUGAAAUAGUAUUUAUUAAUUUUUAUGCUGAAUGGUGCAAAUUCAGUAAUAUGCUUAUGCCAAUAUUUGAUGAGGCUGCCGAUGAAGUCACUAAAGCUGGUUAUGACACUGGAAAGGUGGUUAUGGGCAAAGUAGACUGUGACAAAGAAGGCGCUGUAGCGACUAGGUUCCAUAUUACCAAAUAUCCUACUUUAAAAAUGUUCCGGAAUGGCAUGCCGGCUAAGAAAGAGUACAGAGGCCAGCGCUCAGUUGAGGCUUUUGCCGAAUUCAUCAAGAAGCAGCUAACAGACCCUGUGGUCACUUUUGGACACCUCAAAGAGCUGCACGAUCUCAGUGAGGACAAAAGACACAUCAUUGGCUACAUGGACAGGCGGGAUCAACCUGAGUAUGACACAUUCAGGAAGGUUGCAGCGAACCUUAAAGAUGAGUGCCAAUUCCAUGUUGGCUUUGGUGAUGCUUCACAGCAGAUGCAUCCUCCAGGUCAGCCAAUAGUAGUGUUUAGAACCGAUAGAAAGAAAUCCACGGAACCCGAUGAAACAUACACUGGCUCUUUAAAUAACUUUGAUGAACUAUACAAAUGGGCCCAAGAGAAAUGCAUACCUUUGGUACGAGAGAUCACCUUUGAGAAUGCUGAAGAACUCACUGAGGAAGGACUGCCAUUCCUGAUUCUGUUCCACCAUCCUAAUGAUAAUGAGAGCAUAAAGAAGUAUAAGGAGGUUAUCCAAAAUGAACUUGAGGGUGAAAAACAGAAUGUGAACUUCUUGACUGCUGAUGGUGUCCGGUUCGAGCACCCACUCCACCAUUUGGGCAAGUCCAUCUCAGACCUGCCUCUGAUUGCCAUUGACUCCUUCCGCCAUAUGUACAUGUUCCCCGACUACAAAGAGAUGGAGAAACCUGGUAGAUUAAAGCAGUUCCUGCAAGAUUUAUACUCUGGAAAAUUGCACAGGGAGUUCCACUACGGUCCCGACCCAGACCAGCCUGUAUUGAACUUGGAGGUCAAGGUGACCACUCCUCCAGAAUCCACGUUCAAGAAGUUAGCGCCGUCCAAAAACCGCUACACCCUACUCAGGGACGAAUUAUAAGGUUAUUGCACCUAGGUCAUGAAAUUUAGUAUAAGUCACUUACUAAAGAACCUUAUUGUAUAAAAACCGUUUUAUCUCGUUUUUUUUUGUAUAUGAUAUAUAAUUAUAUUUUUUCGUUUCGUUAUAAAUACCGAAUUAUUUUCGUUUCUUGGUUGCGAACAAAGCCAGUUGAUUCCUUUAUAUUUAUUUAAUAACUUGUAUCGUUCAGUUCUUAAUCAAGUCAUAUUGUAAAAAAAUAUGUAUAUUCGAUAGGACUUUAUUACGAUUAUAUUAUGACUCACUACUUCUCAAAAUUCCUGUGUAAAAUAUUUAUUAAAAAGUAGAUAAUUAAAACUUUUUGAAAUCUAUUCUUUGAACUUUUAGCGUUUCUAUUUAUAGCGUAGUAUGUAGUUUUUUUUUUAUUUCUAAGUUAUGCAUUUUGGAUGUUCAUUACUGACUACUUAUAAUAGCAAUCUAUUGCUAGAUAACUAAUAAGUUAACAUUUCCCUGUUUUUCUUCUUUUUCCUUCAAUAGUGUAAGUGUCCGCAUUUUGACUAGCGUGCUUAUACGGUAGAAGUGUUAACGGAAGCCAUAUUAAAUUACUGCAAUAAAUAAAUAUUAAUGAAAGUGAUGCUGACUCUUAUGCAUCAAUUGUUAUAUAAUUCUCAUACAUUAUAAAUCUGAACAUGCAUUUUGUUAUUAUAAGAUGUUGCACUUCUCAGUGAGAAUCGAAAAUUAUGAAAUUGAAUUAAUUUAUUACAUCUAGGAAUCACAAUGGCUUCGAAGAUAUUAGAAAAACCAAAUACACUUGUGUUUUGUACACUCAAGUAUAUUUAAAGGGUCAUGUGAUUGAAUAUAGGCCCAAGUACACCGACAACAAACAUCCGUUUGCUUAAAACUACUGUUCACUUUGAAAAUUGAAUGUCAAAAUUCAUAGUUAACAGUUGUUUUAAGAAAACUGAUGUUUACGUUGUUAGUGAACUUGGGCCCAAGUCUUAUCAAGGCGUAAUUGAUUUACGUGUGUAAUUUCUAUGUACUCUAAAGAACCUGUUGGCUGCAAUGCAAAUUGAAUCCUAAAUCUACCGGCAUAGUGUUUAAUACUAAUUGUAAGCCCUGUAUUUCUCAUACAAGGCUCGCAAAACUCAUGCAUGUUAUUAAUUUAUUAUGGUCUAUCUUUCUAUUUCCCUUACAAAAGGCGUUUAUCUUGAAUCUAUUUGGUAAAGCUCCCUGUGACGAGAUAAAACAUUCCUCGAUCUAAAACUGAAUAGUCAUUAUUUACUGUAUUGUAUAAUUAUAAUGUGAAAUGGUUGUACAAAUGUAUGUUUUGUGACGUGUGUUGUAAUAAAUUUUUUCGACCCGAAA